This is a messenger RNA of Aspergillus heteromorphus CBS 117.55, 2089 nucleotides long. Its product is annotated as GMC family oxidoreductase. The coding region runs from base 1 to 1863 and encodes 620 amino acids. Gene Ontology annotation, molecular function: oxidoreductase activity, acting on CH-OH group of donors; flavin adenine dinucleotide binding. The transcript is spliced from 4 exons. NCBI's taxonomy places the organism in Eukaryota, Fungi, Ascomycota, Eurotiomycetes, Eurotiales, Aspergillaceae. Gene Ontology annotation, biological process: secondary metabolite biosynthetic process. The record is from RefSeq and is a predicted model, not a curated record.
AUGAUCAAACCCCUCCUUGUUUCCGCCCUGUUCGCCUGGACGUUAUCCCACGGCUACAAGUGCGGCACCGACGCGAGCUACGACUACGUGAUCGUUGGCGGCGGCACGGCAGGCAGCGUGGUCGCAACCCGUCUGGCCAAGGCUGGGUUCGAAGUCGUCAUCCUCGAGGCUGGUGGCAUCUAUGAGAGUAUUCUCCCCGAGCUACAGGUUCCGGGCAACAUGUAUCUUACCUGGGGAACGGACCUGGACGAUAUCAACCUCAGCGUCGACUGGGGGUUUGUCACCACGCCGCAGGCUGGGGCCAAUGAUCGGAGAAUCCACUACGCGCAAGGCAAAGGGCUCGGGGGGUCGUACGUGCUCUUGCUUCUAGGGACGCAAGGAUCUUACCACGCAUGGGCGGAGAAGGUCAAUGAUUCCAGCUACGAGUGGGAGCAAAUCCUCCCCUUCUUCAAACGAGGCAUCCGCUUCACGCCGCCGGACCCCCUGAAAAGGCCCCGAAACGCCACCGCUGCCUACAACCCGGGGGCGUUCCUGCGCACGCCUUCCUUGAUGGCGGUUGAAGUGAGCUACUCCAACCAGGUCGGAGCCUUCCUGACCUGGUUCAAGAGGAGCCUGCAAAGUGCAGGGAUCCCCGAGAUCCAGGACUUCAACAGCGGCCGUCUCCUGGGGACGCAAUACUGCAGCUCGACCCUCACCACCAAAGCGCGUCGCAGCAGCGCCGACUCGCUGAUCGCCGUCCUCGCAGGCACAGGGAAGUCAACCCUCACCGUGUGCGUCCAGACCAUGGCGAAGCGAAUCAUCUUCGACGAGUCCAAAAGCGCAGUCGGCGUGCUGGCCGAGUCCAAAGACGCCGAGUUCACCGUGUCGGCAAAGAAGGAGAUCAUCAUCGCCACCGGAUCCUUCCACUCCCCACAGCUCCUGAUGGUCUCGGGGAUCGGACCGGCGGAGACGCUCGAGAAGCACGACAUCGCCGUCCUCGUCGACCUGCCCGGCGUGGGCCAGGACAUGUGGGAUCAUCCCUUCUUCGGCCUCUCGUACCCCGUCACCAUGACCACCGCCACCCGCUUCAUCGUCGACCCCCAGUACCAGACCGACCAGACCCUGAAAUACAUGGCCUACCACAAAGGCUACCCGUCCCAAGUCGUCGACACCCUCGGCUGGGAGAAACUGCCUCUCCUGUACCGAAAGAAGUUCCCUCCUGCCGUGCUCGCCGACCUCGCCAGAUUCCCUGCAGAUUGGCCAGAGGCGGAGUACAUCGGAGCCGACUACUUCGUCAGCAACCUCUCCAACGCCACCGCCCAACAACCUCGCGACGGCCACUCCUACGCCUCCAUCCUGGGGGCCCUUGUCUCCCCGACCUCGCGCGGCAACGUCACCAUCGUCUCCAAAUCCACCCACGACCUCCCCCGCAUCAACCCCAACUGGCUCACCACCGAGACCGACCAGCACGUCGCCCUCGCCAUGUUCAAGCGCAUCCGCAGUCUGUGGCGCUCCGAACCCCUGCACUCCAUCGUCAUCGGCCCGGAAGCGCAUCCCGGCGAGAAGGUCAAGACGGACAAGCAGAUCCUGCAUGCCAUUCGGGAGAGCGUCAUUCCGAUCUGGCAUCCGGCGGGGACCUGUAAGAUGGGGAUGCGCGGGGAGGAUCCCACGGCGGUGUUGGAUUCCAGGGCGCGCGUGUUCGGCGUCAAUCGGUUGAGGGUCGUGGAUGCGAGUGCCUUUCCGGUCUUGCCGCCGGGGCAUCCGCAGAGUACUGUUUAUAUGCUGGCGGAGAAGAUCUCCGCUGAUAUCAUCAAGGGGGAGUCAAGAGAUCCGGAUGGAGAUGGAGAUGGAGAUGGAGAUGGUCAAGACUUCAGACGGGGAUGAAUCCAUGAAUGAUCACGACCAGAAUGAGUAAUUCGGUAGAGGCGUGGGCGGGGGGGUAGACUGAAGUCCGAAUACUAAUUAGGAUGGAGAUUUCGAAUGUGAAUGCGAAUGUUUGGACUUUGCGAUAGUCUGGAGAGCACUCCACUCCACUCCACUCCACUCUCCUAUCCUCUACUCUACUCUAUCCGACCCUAGUCUUGUCUGGUUUAUAGUCAUCCCUAAUAAU